Molecule: messenger RNA, 392 nt
Organism: Cetraspora pellucida
Lineage: Eukaryota; Fungi; Glomeromycota; Glomeromycetes; Diversisporales; Gigasporaceae
Source: the annotation of a GenBank genome assembly
AAUGUACUCAUUCCUACCCAAAUACAACAGUUGAAACAGUGUUAAAAAAUCAUUUUAUGAAUAAACAUAAAGAUUUAUGGAUAAAUAUUAGAAGAAAUACAAAAAUGGGAGGAAAGGAAAAACGAAAACAGAAAGAAGUUUAUCGAUAUGAAGAAGAAAUUUUCACUCCAUCGAUAUUCGAUAAUGAAUCUAAUUAUGAAAAUGAGGUUACACAAUCAGACAAUCAAAUAAAUCAAGAUAUUGAAAUUGAAGAAAAUAACACUUCAAUUGAAGAAUUUAGUAUUGUUAAAAAUAUUAAAAGCAUUGAAGUUUAUGAUGAUAAAACCUUUAAAAUGAAAGUUGAUCAUAACAAAAUUGAAAUUAAUGGAAGAUGCAAAAUCGAAUUUAAAUAA